Messenger RNA from Nicotiana attenuata, 2347 nucleotides. RefSeq lists its product as uncharacterized. The record is from RefSeq and is a predicted model, not a curated record. Bases 450 to 2054 code for a protein of 534 amino acids. The transcript is spliced from 8 exons. NCBI's taxonomy places the organism in Eukaryota, Viridiplantae, Streptophyta, Magnoliopsida, Solanales, Solanaceae.
AAUAGCAGGGAAAGGAGAUAACUUUGGUCAAGUCAAGUGGAUACAUUUAAACAAUAGAUAGUACAAAAACGGCAAGAUGUAUCCAAAUUCCAAAGUACAAAGUGUGUUAUACAAGAUAAGAAGCUGACACAUAUUCUAAUCCUCCUCCUCCAACUUCACGCCUCUCCGUUGGCGAACACAGCCUAACCCCUUAAGCUGGACCAAACCAAAUCUUGAAAACAAAAGUCUGGAAAAGUGUGUGAAUCGCUUUAUCAUAUUCAUACUCAUUCGAUGUCUAUAAAUUUGAUAGUCAUAGAACUUAUAACAGUAUUCAUUAAGUGGUUCAACAAAUCAGUUCUCAUUAAUUGGAUUUUACGCAUCCUAGUGCACUGUCCAUUGCUUCACUUCUUUUCUUCACCAUAGUACACUUCUUUCUUCAGCCUCCAAUUGUUUGAAGAAAUGCCUGAACGAUGGUUUCACUCAUUUCGACACCACCCCAUUUCUCAAAACCUCCUUUUUUCAACACCCAUUUGAGCUUUUCACCUAUUCCUACUAUAAUGUUCGUUUUAAAUCCCCCCAAAAGACUUCACUACCGCAGAAAAGCUGCGAUUUUAAACCAAGAAAUGGGGUUUCUUCGGGGUUUUAAGCUUAGCAAGGGAAGAGCUGAGGAUAGUGCAUAUUGCUGGUGUAGGAAAGGGUUAGGAAGUGAAGGGGAUAUGGAGCUGGAAGAAGAGAUUUUGGCUUUUAUGGAGAUAUCUGAGAACCCAAAUGCUUUUCCAACAAGGAAAGAAUUGGAAGAAGCUGGAAGAGUGGAUUUGGUGGAGGCUAUAAAGAAUAGAGGAGGGUGGUUUUCUUUUGGUUGGGACUCCGAGGAUGAUGACACUUGCACUAUGAACGUUAAUGAAGUUGUGACUGUGGAAAUGGAUUUUGACAUUGAGGAGUUUCAAAGGAGAGUCAAGAGUUGUCAAGAAAGUGAUUCAUUACAUGGGAAUGAAGCUCAUUUUCCUGGUUCGGGAUCUUCUAGUUCUUCAUUUGGGAAUUCUUCUCAGCCCACCUCGUCCUCUGGUAGAUCAUUAGAUACGGUAGCAGAGGAAGAUAGUGGGAUUGAAGGGAUAUUGAAUCGACUAGAGAAAAAUAGGAACGCGUCUCUUGGUAUUGAUCUGGGAAAACACGGACAUAGUUCUCAUGCUUCAAGUAGGGACAACAUAGAUGACCGAAGCUUUGGAACCACUGAUGCAGACAGGACUGACCUAGGAAAAAAUGGUAGCCUCAAUAAAGGUAGACCCAUGAAUGACAUUCAAAGUGAUUCAGAUGGGGAGCUUAACCAUAGCUUUUCACCAGCCAUGUGGAGAAAAUGGAGCAUACAACAUGCAGGCCAUCAGGAUAUAGAGUUUGAAGCUGGUGAGGUUGCUCUAAGUAAAAGUUGGACUGAAGGUAACAGCGAAGCUGCAGGAGAUGAUCUAGUUAAUAUCAUGGAGAGUAGAACCGAAGCUUUAAGAAGAUGGAAAAAUGACAACCACAAUGACAUAAGCACUCGGCUUCAGCAUUUAGAGCUUGAGCUAUCCUUGACACUCCGCUCAUUGAAAUCCAAGAGCGAGGAGUUAAGUUUGGAGGAGGUUCUUGGAAGCUCCCCAAGUGAUUUGCAAAGGCUUUCUGAUGCAUGGGAAUUUCAGGAGAAUGAAUUCAUGAAUGCGCGGGAGAGAUUGAGAUUGAUACGUGCAAAGCUUGCUGUGCUUGAGGGGAAAAUGACACUUGCGAUAAUUGAUGCGCAGAAGAUAUUAGAAGAGAAGCAGAAGAGGAUUGAUAGUGCUAGUAAAGCUUUGCAGCUUCUUCGUACUGCUCGGAUUGUUUGGACAAACUCCGCCUCAGAGGUUCUUCUAGCAGGUUCUUUUGAUGGAUGGACUACUCAGAGAAAAAUGGAAAAAUCAGGCGGGGGUGUCUUUUCUGCAAGCCUAAAGCUGUAUCCAGGCACGUAUGAGAUCAAGUUCAUUGUUGAUGGCGUAUGGAAGAUCGAUCCUUUGAGGCCCAUUGUUCACAACAACGGACACGAAAACAAUCUUCUCAUUAUUACAUAAGAGCAUGUCUCUGAAAAGUUACUUCGGAAUUUGAAAGAUCAAUUGAUCCUAUGUGGUUAAAGGACUGAUGUAGUUUGCUCUGCUGCACGUUCUACCAAGCGGUGAUGAUCAUUGCUUCUUGACAAUUGUUUGAUCAUUUAGUUUUAGGUUCCAUGUAAACUUUUGUAGUCUUUCCUCCCCAUUCUUUGACCUCUACCUAUUAAAGGUUCGUUUAUGAAAGCAUGUUUCCAAAGAUCUGAGUUAAACUUGAUCAUUUUUUUCUUUAGAAAGAAAGUUGAAAUUCUUUGGUACAA